UUUGUUAAACCAAUCUUGAAAUUUUGCGUAGGUACAAUAAUUUGAAAAUACCGAGAAGGAACUUAGUCUAAAAUCUACCCGUAGUGAAGCUAGUGUUUUAUAAAUAUGAUAAAAUCCACAGCCUACUAGAAAUUUAAAAAGUGACAAACCGUGUCUUUUCAUUUGAUAUAUUUUGCCUUAGAAUUAUGGAACAUAAUAACAAAAUCGCGGAAGAUAACGAAAAAGCAGAAGAAUUUAAAUUUGAUUUUAUUAAUAUUCCAUGGGAUGACAGAACAAAAUAUAGCAAAUUGGCCAUUAUUUUCGUACUGGGUUUUAUAUGCUUGGGCAUAGCUGGAUGUGUUUUAAACAACUUCGUAAUGCAUUACAAGGGUUUUUAUAAGAACGCCAAUGAGUCUAACGAGAUUAAAUGUCAUCUAGUCAAAGUGGAAGCUCACCCUUUUGUUGCCAGAAUACAUUUGAUAUCCUCGCAGCAAUUGUUAUGUUUGGGCGCAGUGAUCAGUGCAUCGUCAGUGAUCGCCAAUGGGGUGUGCGUGAAAUCUGGCCCUAUACGCUUAGGAUUAGGAAGUCCAACAAAUCAGUUGUGCAAAAAAGGGUUUUCUGUGGACUUAGUAGACCCGAUAAGACACGACGGUGCUAUUUCUAAUACUCUUGUUAUUUUGACUACAAUGGAAAAGAUGUCAGCGUGCUCUACUGUUAUUAAAAUAGCUGAUAUAAUUGAUUAUAAGUCGAAGGCGUACAUACUAGGGAGGCCUCUGCUGAUGGAGCGAGUUUCGAAAACGCUAUCUCGGCAGCCAGCCACGAUACUCCGAAACGAUGAAACUGUCAACGUAACCUUGACUUCCUUAAAAAAUAUGAAGAAGUCGAGCAUGAUUUGCGUCAAAGAUUUAUCUAACUGCCCGGUACGGGCUGGAGACCUGUUGAUUCAGAAGGGAUCCGUUGUCGGUUUAGCUUCUACGAGUAUACAUCGCACAGACCACAGCAACAUUGCUUGUUUUGCUGAUUUAAAAAUAAUUCACCGAGAAUUUGGGUCAAAACGCUGAUGGGUUUAGGUACUGUGUAAACAUUUGCUUGGAUAAUAAAUGUAAUCAAAA
Plodia interpunctella (Indianmeal moth) is the source of this 1091-nucleotide messenger RNA. RefSeq lists its product as uncharacterized. The transcript has 2 exons. Gene Ontology annotation, molecular function: serine-type endopeptidase activity. NCBI's taxonomy places the organism in Eukaryota, Metazoa, Arthropoda, Insecta, Lepidoptera, Pyralidae. The coding region runs from base 186 to 1040 and encodes 284 amino acids. The record is from RefSeq and is a predicted model, not a curated record. Gene Ontology annotation, biological process: proteolysis.